Molecule: messenger RNA, 3466 nt
Organism: Salvia hispanica
Lineage: Eukaryota; Viridiplantae; Streptophyta; Magnoliopsida; Lamiales; Lamiaceae
Molecular function (GO): protein binding
Source: RefSeq, a predicted model, not a curated record
UACCAAAUAUUCAUAAAUAUCAACAAAAAAAUCACUCACUUUUCAAACAUACACAAUCUAAUCAUUCAUCAAUGAAAAGAAUUAGAAUGGAGACUUACUUACUUUCUCUUUCCCUUGCACUUUUCAUUCUAAAUUCCUUGACCCUCUCCUCAACCCAAACAACUCCCAACUACUCCACUGAUCAACAAUCCCUAAUUAUCUUCAGAAAUUCCCUCACACAAAACCCUAAUUCCCUCAACAACUGGUCCACCAACACCUCCAUCUGCGAAUGGACCGGUGUCUCAUGCGGGCCCCGCCACCAACGUGUCACCGCCCUCAACAUCUCCGGCUUCGCCCUCCACGGAACCCUCCCUCCGCAUCUCGGAAACCUAAUGUUUCUCCGAUCCCUCGACAUCAGCUCCAACAACUUCACCGGCCCCAUACCCUCCCACCUCUCCAAACUACGUCGUUUGAGGACGAUAAACGCGGGAUUUAACAACCUCACCGGAGAAAUCCCGCCGUGGUUAGGAUCUUUAUCUCAACUCCAACAUGUCCGUCUCAAUAACAACUCCUUCUUUGGGACAAUCCCUCCUUCUUUGUUCAAUGCUUCCACUUUGCUAACUUUGGAGCUCGGAAACAAUUUUCUUGAAGGAUAUGUUCCGAAAGAGAUUGCCAAUUUUUCUUCACUAGAAUGGUUGAAUUUGAGAGGGAAUAUGUUCAUGGGCACUUUGCCUCGUGGCAUCUUCAAUAUUUCUUCUUUGGUGUAUUUGAAUAUGAAACUUAAUGGUUUAAGUGGUGAGAUACCAAAUGAUAUGUGUGGUAAUGAAAAUCCAAAACUCAAAAGAAUUAUAAUGGAUAACAACCAGUUGUUAGGGAGGAUUCCACCAAAUAUUGGAAAAUGCAAAGAGCUGGAAGAGAUUUGGUUAAGUAGUAAUGAGUUAAGUGGCAGUGUACCAAUUGAAAUUGGGAGUUUGAGCAAGCUCAAGGUUAUAUCAUUCUCGACCAACCGGUUAACAGGUCCCAUACCAAAGGAAAUCGGAAAUCUUACAUACCUCAAAACUCUAGGACUCUCUUUAAAUCAGCUGGAAGGUGAACUGCCAGAAGAGCUAGGUAAACUAGCAAACCUUGAGCGUUUGCAUGUUGCCUUCAAUGACCAUUUAAAUGGCUCCAUCCCAUCUUCCAUAUUCAACAUCUCAACAUUGAAAGCAUUACAACUUCAACAAAAUCUCUUUUCUGGAACACUCCCACCAGACAUGGGGGCUACACUUCCCAAUCUCGAGGAUCUUACUCUAUUCUUAAACCGACUCAGCGGCACAAUCCCAAGCUCCAUCAACAAUGCCACCAUGCUCACUAGCUUGCAACUCAACAGAAACUCAUUCACCGGCUCUGUUCCCGCCUUCUCCAACCUACACUACCUCGAAAGGCUCGCCCUCUGGGAAAAUAAUCUCACCGGAGCGAAUGAACUCCUAUCUUCCCUAACAAACUGCCCCGUUUUGAAAUUCUUAGAAAUUUCAUUCAAUUAUGAAAUGGCCGGAGUUCUCCCUCCUUCGAUCGGGAACUUCUCGAAUUCGCUUGAAGUUAUUAGGGCUACAUACUCUGACAUUAGAGGUGGCAUUCCCUCUGAGAUUGGAAACUUAACUAGUUUGCUGAAUUUGCAGUUGUCUGGUAAUAAACUCACCGGAUCCAUCCCAACCACUAUUCGAAACUUGGAAAACCUCCAAGUAUUGAGGCUUGGAGAAAAUCAACUUGAGGGGAAAAUCACAAAUGAUCUCUGUCAGCUCCGGAUGCUGGGGGACUUGAAUAUGAGUGCGAAUCUGUUCACUGGCUCGAUCCCGGGAUGCCUAGGUGAAAUUCAAACCCUAAGAAGCAUCUCCUUUGCGAUGAACAAGAUGAACUCGGCAAUACCUUUGAGCUUCUGGAGUCUUAAGGAUUUGGUGUAUCUAGAGUUGCAAUCAAACCAAUUGAGUGGUGAGCUUCCACCACUUAUUGGAGAUUUGAAGGAAAUAGACAUAUUAGACCUCUCGUAUAAUCAAUUUUCAGGUGAAAUUCCAACCUCUAUCACCAAUGCUUCUCGGGUUUCCUUUAUUGACUUGAGCAGUAACUCAUUCACGGGUUCCAUUCCCAACUUCGGUAAUCUAAGCCAGCUGGUAUUCCUUGUCCUCAGUAAAAAUAAUCUGACCGGAGCAGAAUCUCCCAAUCAAGAAUUGGGAUUUCUUUCUUCUUUAUCAAACUGCCCAAAUUUAAGCUACUUGGAUAUUAGUAACAAUCCGAUGAUGAAUGGUGUCCUUCCAGCUUCCUUUGGAAAUUUGUCUGUUUCUCUUGUCACCUUCACAGCAUCCAACUGCAGCAUCAGAGGAUUCAUCCCACCUAUAUUUCGAAAAGGAUGUAUGCUUGAAUUACUCGAUUUCAAUGGUAAUAAGUUGGAAGGAGCAUUACCCCAAUCCCUUUCAAAUUGUCAAAGUCUGCAGGUUCUUGAUAUUGGAAACAACAGAAUACAAGACACCUUUCCAGUUUGGACCGGAAAUUUCACUGAUCUUCGCGUCCUCAUAUUGAGAUCCAACAACUUUAGUGGUACCAUUUCUUCUCUCAUUUCCAAAACCAGGCUUCCAUUCCCCAAGCUUCAAGUUUUUGAUAUAUCUCAUAAUGCAUUCAUUGGCAAUCUGCCCCAAAGAUAUCUGAGGAAUUUCAAAGGGAUGAUGGAUGUACAAGAGAAUCAUCCAGUAGAUCAAGAACGGGUUUCAUUUUAUAGAUAUUCAUUGACAUUAACAGUGAAAGGUUCAGAUCUAGAAUACGAGAAUCUUUUGACUACCUUCACAACAAUCGACAUGUCAUCCAACAGAUUUUCAGGCAGUAUCCCAAACUCCAUAGGAAAUUUGAAUUUCUUGAUAUAUUUGAAUCUGUCUCACAACUGCCUCACAGGAGGUAUACCUGCAUCUCUUGGAAACGUGGCAGAACUCGAGUCGUUGGACCUGUCUUCAAACCGAUUGGAAGGGGAAAUUCCAACAGAGCUUACAAAGCUCACAUUUCUUGCUGUGAUAAACCUUUCCAUGAAUAAUCUUUCAGGGAAGAUACCUCAAUCCAAUGGCCAGUUUUCCACGUUUGAAAAUACAUCAUAUGCUGGGAAUUUUGGACUGUGUGGAUUUCCAUUAACACGAAAAUGUGAAGAGCCUUCGCCUCCUGUCAUGCUGCAAGAAGAAGAUCAUGAUGAUGAUUAUGGUAUUCUAGACGGAUUCGGUUGGCAGGCGGUUGUUUCCGGAUAUGGAUGUGGAUUCGCAAUCGGUCUGAUUGUGGGUGGUCUGACUCUUGGGUAUGGAAGGCCUAAAUGGUUGUUGGAAUGGAUCUACAGAUUUUACAUGAUAAAGAUGAGAAGCCGAGCACCACAAAGAAGAAGAUAAGAAUUUGAAUAAUGGCUAUUGUGUUUUGUCACAUUUGUUUGCAUGUUAUGCUGAACUUUCUAAGUUGUGUUCUACAAUCCAUUGCUUCCUUA